UGAACAUACAAGAAUUAACAACACUGAUAUCUGAUGUGGAUAAGUGUAGAACAUAAACUGUAUGAGUAAGAGGCUGGCUUUAUGUAGAAAGAUCCCAGGAAGCUUGGCUAACUGAAGGAUCUGCCUCAGCUCCCGUCUCUUUUGUUGGAACUUGUCAGGAGGAUACUGCCUGCAGCAUGCUGCAGACAGUUAGUGAUUGGCUGUGGUGGGAGCGUCUGUGGCUGCCAGGUAACGUCUCCUGGUCUGAUCUGGAGGACAGUGAAGGUCGUGUCUACGCCAAAGCCUCUCAACUUUACGCCACGGUGCCCUGCGCCCUCUGCCUGCUCCUUGUCAGAUACCUGUUUGAGAGGUUCCUGGCCACACCAUUGGCUAAUGUUUGGGGUAUUAAGGACAAGGUCCGCCGGAAAGCAGAACCAAACCACAUCCUGGAAAGUUUCUUCUGCAGCCAAACACGGUUUCCCUCACAGGCUGAUGUGAGGUCUCUUUGUAAGAAGACCAGCUGGUCAGAAGGGAAAGUUCAUGUCUGGUUUAGGAGGAGGAGAAACCAGCAGCGUGCAGGGCUCCGCAAGAGGUUCUGUGAAGCCAGCUGGAGAUGUGUAUUUUAUUUAUUUGCAUUUGUCUAUGGAGUCUUUGCGCUCUAUGAUAAACCUUGGCUUUAUAAUCUGAGGGAGGUUUGGGCUGGCUUUCCUAAACAGUCCAUGCUACCAUCUCAGUACUGGUAUUACCUCCUGGAAAUGGGCUUCUACUUCUCCCUACUUCUCAGUCUCACAUUUGAUGUGAAACGGAAGGACUUCAAAGAGCAGGUGAUCCAUCAUAUAGCCACACUGACCCUUCUGAGCUUCUCCUGGAUCUCAAACUACAUUCGUAUCGGGACGCUUGUGAUGGCACUUCAUGACUCAUCUGACAUAUUGCUGGAGGGUGCCAAAGUGAUAAAUUAUGCCACAUGGCACCGGACUGCUAAUGCCAUUUUUGUGGUAUUCACAGUUCUUUUUAUGGCAACAAGACUUGUCAUUUUUCCGUUCUGGCUGAUCCACUGUACAUGGGUAUACCCCUUGGAGCUAUUUCCCCCCUUCUUCGGCUACUACUUCUUCAAUGUGAUGUUGUGUGUUCUUCAGAUACUCCACAUUUACUGGGCUUUUCUCAUAUUACGAAUGCUGUUCAAGUUUAUCUUCAGCAAGCUGGAAGGUGAUGACAGGAGUGAUGAAGAGGAGGAGGACAGUGACUCACCUGAGGACAGAAAUCACAAACUGAAUCACAAAAAUGGCUCAGGAGUCAGAGGCCGAGCAAAUGGCCACUGACACAAACACGCAAAGACAGCAGAAAAUUCAGAUGGACAGCAGACAUAAGGAGGUUCAGUCUGGAUUAACAUUGUUAUCUACGUGAAAGAUAUAGGGAAGUGUGAAGGAUUUACAUGAAUUGAUUUGAAGCCACAUCAUUUCUGAAAUUCUAUUAAUUCAGUGCCCUCAACUUGGCUACUUAUGUUGUUCUCCCAAUCCAAUAUGGAAGACUCCUUUACUCUUCUUUUUUCUUUUAAACAUGUUUUUUAGAGUAAAUCUGAAUUGUGUGGGGAAAUGUGCUGUUAUGUGUUUGUUUUGCUAAGGCGACUUGAUGCUGAACCAAAGCACUGCAUGGAAAUGAAUGUUUCUAAGACUGUGGCCGACUGUGUCUUUAUGUCUUUCAUUCUAUGGCCUG
Molecule: messenger RNA, 1692 nt
Organism: Cheilinus undulatus (humphead wrasse)
Lineage: Eukaryota; Metazoa; Chordata; Actinopteri; Labriformes; Labridae
Gene: cers3b
Product: ceramide synthase 3b
Exons: 12
Coding region: 177-1298 (373 amino acids)
Biological process (GO): ceramide biosynthetic process
Cellular component (GO): membrane
Molecular function (GO): DNA binding; sphingosine N-acyltransferase activity
Source: RefSeq, a predicted model, not a curated record